Molecule: messenger RNA, 171 nt
Organism: Geosmithia morbida
Lineage: Eukaryota; Fungi; Ascomycota; Sordariomycetes; Hypocreales; Bionectriaceae
Product: small subunit ribosomal protein S28e
Exons: 3
Coding region: 1-171 (56 amino acids)
Biological process (GO): ribosomal small subunit assembly; translation; maturation of SSU-rRNA
Cellular component (GO): ribosome; cytosolic small ribosomal subunit
Molecular function (GO): structural constituent of ribosome
Source: RefSeq, a predicted model, not a curated record
AUGGUGGCCACGCUGUCGUCAUGCUGUUCUCGUGGUGGUGUCACCCAGGUCCGCGUCGAGUUCAUGGACGACCAGAGCCGUUCCAUCAUCCGUAACGUCAAGGGCCCUGUCCGCGAAGACGACAUCCUCUGCCUCCUCGAGUCCGAGCGUGAGGCCCGCCGGUUGCGAUAA